AUGCUACCACCGGUCCCCUCCCUCGACCACUAUGGCAUUUCUGAAUACGGCUUCCUUCCCAAUACAUUCCCGCUCGAGAUUCUACCCGAUCCGUAUUACAGACGAUGGGAGGCAAUAGUGUCAAACCUACAAGCGUUGCUUCUCAGCAAAAGGUUGAGGCAUGUGGUUGAUGACCUGGAUAUUAUCACAGCCUCGAGGCUACGGUCCCCUGCGGAAUGGCGAAGAGCAUAUGUGCUCUUGUCUUUUAUAACGCACGCCUACAUUUGGGGAGGAGAUAAACCAGCAGAGCGAGUCCCUCCGUCACUCUCUAUACCUUUCAUAGAGGUAUGCCGCUACUUGGAGUUACCCACAGUGGCAACAUACGCAGGCGUAUGCCUCUGGAACUUCAAGCCAAUCUUCCCUGACGAGCCAAUUGAUACCCUUGACAAUCUUUCAACUCUUGCCACCUUUACCGGCUCACUCGACGAGUCAUGGUUUUACCUGGUAUCCGUCGCCAUCGAGGCUCGUGGUGGGCCUACAAUCCCGCUCAUGUUAGAAGCAAUUGAGGCCGCCCGUGCAAAUGACAGUCGUACAGUGACAGAAUGUCUUCACGCAUUUGCAGAAAGACUGGAUGAGCUAGGCACCUUGCUUACGAAAAUGUACGAGAAUUGCGACCCCCAUGUCUUCUACCACCGGAUCCGUCCUUUUCUCGCUGGUAGCAAGAACAUGGCCGAUGCGGGACUUCCCAAUGGCGUCGUUUUCGAUACUGGCGCUGGAAAUGAACCUUACCGUCAGUAUGGUGGCGGUAGUAACGCUCAAUCAUCCCUGAUCCAAUUCUUCGACAUUGUGCUUGGAGUCGAGCAUCGCCCAACUGGCACCCAGAAGUCAUCAGACUCCUCCACCGAAAGUGACACUGAAGGGCCCACCGCUCCACCUUCUCGCCACAACUUUAUCCAUGAGAUGCGAUCCUAUAUGCCUGGUCCUCACCGCCAAUUCCUGGAACAUGUCUCCUCUGUGGCCAAUAUUCGCGAAUAUGUCGAAGCCCAUAAAUCGAACCGAUCAUUGAGUAUUGCGUACGACGCUUGCUUGGCUAUGGUACGCGCGCUGCGGGACAAGCAUAUCCAGAUGGUGUCCCGCUACAUCAUUGUCAAGUCUCGCGAGUCGCGUUCACACUCUCGGUCGCUUUCCCCAAGAAAUGCGCCAAAUCAGCCUCAGCCACUCAAUCUUGCCAAUACGCAUAAAACCUCGAAGACUGAGAAACCCGGCAGCAAAAAGCUCAGGGGGACAGGCGGGACGUCACUCAUACCGUUCCUCAAGCAAGCGAGAGAUGAAACUGGUGAACCUGCCAUUGACGCUUGGGCGAGACGAAUCCUAAGUAAUGGGCCUGCCGAGAGCGGAAACAUGUCUCCUUUUGCUCCCUUGGGAAAACUAGGGGAGAAUGUGGAUGGCGAAAUGGAGAUUGUGGGUCUCGCAGGGGUAUGGAAGAUGGACGACACAUACGAGAACGGCCAGUCUUCCCUCCUUCUGAACCUACGAGGCACUCUACCUGUUUCUUUCCGGGGUACGACAUAUGCUUUUCCGAUCUCGGUAUGGGUACCUCAAGAGUACCCAAACGUGGGGCCCAUCGGAUUUGUCACGCCGACCAAAGAUAUGGCGGUCCGGCCUGGGCAAUACGUGAGUGGGGAAGGGAGGAUAUAUCAUCCGUAUCUGGCAGGGUGGAGAGAUGAUAGGUCCAAUCUAAAUGAAUUUUUCUCCAUUCUGCAAAACAUCUUUGCGCAGGAACCACCCGUCAUCGCGAAGCAAAAUUCGGCGUCACAGCAAAACGGUGCACCACCGCCAAUUCCGCCGUUGCCACCAGAGCUAGGAAGGUCAGAUAAUAGUGUCAGACAAUCCCAGUCUCCAGCAGGACACCAACGUCCGCCGCCACCGCCCAAACCAUUUGAUGCUCGUGGUCCGCCGAAUGCUCAAGUUAGCACCCCCACGCCACUCCCACCUCUUCCGUCUAGACCAGAACAGCAGUACAUUGGUCCCUAUCUAGCCCAACAGAAUGGGUACGCGAGAGCUCCACCUCCUAUGCCCCGGCAGGCGCCUCAAAGAGGCAGCAGCUUACAACAUGAUAACGAUGCACAUUCUGAACCGAACAGAGCUUCUCAUUACCCGAAUCAGCAGCCCUGGCUCGACAACGUCAGCCCCAUGAGGCCUGGCUCUCGGCAGAACACCUUCCCUUCCGAUCAGAUGAGCAUUAAUCAACCCCGAUACUCCCAGCAAGGACCACGGCCUUCACCCACUGGUCAGUAUCAAAAGGGAUAUCCUCCAGCAUACCAAGAUCGUGUUCAGCGACCUCCAUCUCAACCCAGCUACCAACAACCACCCCCACAGUCGUAUCAGGCUCAAAGGCACCCUCCUCAGCAACCUCCGCAAUCAUCAAAGCCUAAAGCGCCAGAAGAUCUGCUUACCUCUUCGUUCGAAACCGCACUCCCAGCACAACCAACAAAUGUUGCUCCACCUCCAAUUCCACCCAACCCGCAGAAAGACGCACUACUCUCGGCUUUCUCCGAGACUCUCACCCAACAGAUACACUCAAGUCAUACUUACAACCUUUCUGCACUGCCUCCCCUCCGUGCUCAACAAGCCGCACUGACGCAAACCUUGAACGCCAUCAACAGGGAAAUAUCGCAGCUGAAUGACCUCGAAGCGCUGCUUUCCUCGAAUGAAAAUAUUCUGCACCAGGCGAUGCGUGAUGCUGACAAGGUUCUCGAAGAUGCGAAGCGCAGAACGGUACCCAAUGUAGAUGAGGUACUUGUUGCGCCGACAGUCGUAGCUGGGCAGUUGUAUCAGAGUGUAGCUGAAGAGAAGGCAAUUGAAGAAAGUAGAGGCGUCUUGGGUAAAGCUUUGGACAAGGGGAGGAUAGGGGGCGGGGUGUGGGCGAAGCAAACAAGGAGCUUGGCCAGAGAAGAAUUUUUGAAGAAGGCGCUGAUCAAGAAGAUAUCCAGAGGUAUGGCCAUAUCUGACGAGGGAAUGUGGACCUGA
Molecule: messenger RNA, 3009 nt
Organism: Letharia lupina
Lineage: Eukaryota; Fungi; Ascomycota; Lecanoromycetes; Lecanorales; Parmeliaceae
Exons: 5
Coding region: 1-3009 (1002 amino acids)
Biological process (GO): protein modification process; 'de novo' NAD+ biosynthetic process from L-tryptophan; protein transport
Cellular component (GO): cytoplasm
Molecular function (GO): indoleamine 2,3-dioxygenase activity; heme binding; metal ion binding
Source: RefSeq, a predicted model, not a curated record